CGGUUCCCUAGGGAGGUAGUGUUUCCCUCCGUCCAGCCAAUCAGAGCGCUCAUUCUGGUGGCCCUUUCCGAUUGGCUGGAGCAUUAGCCAAUAGGUGUUGCAACCAAGCGUCGCGGGUUUCCCCGCCUAGCUUCUUCCGGUGAACCAAUGGGAAACCAGUCUCUGGAAGUGCCCUGCCCUGGGGUGAGAGCCACGGACCAAUUGAAAACUGUGGCUGAGUGGAGGCGUGGUCGGUUGUUGGUGGAGUGCCGGCGGGACGUGGACGGGAGCCUGGCGGGGUCAGCCCUCAAUUUGCGAUCGGGAGAAUGGCUGUGUGGGGCCUGAAAGGCCGCCUUGGCCUGCGCGGGUGCCUCGGCGCCGGCAGGGUACUGUAUCUCCGUUUCCAGAGCCGCGGCCCUCAGGGUGUGGAAAACGAGGAUAGGUCACAGCCUUCCUUGAAGAUGCCCAAGAUCCCCAAGAUUUACACCAAAACAGGAGACAAAGGGUUUUCUAGCACCUUCACUGGAGAAAGAAGACCCAAAGAUGACCAAGUGUUCGAAGCUGUGGGAACGACAGAUGAAUUAAGUUCAGCUAUCGGGUUUGCUAUGGAAUUAAUCACAGAAAGGGGCCACACAUUUGUUGAAGAGCUUCAGAAAAUCCAGUGCACGCUGCAGGAUGUCGGCUCCACCCUCGCGACUCCCCGCUCCUCAGCCAGGGAGGCCCACUUAAAACACACCACAUUCAUGGAGGGACCCAUCCUGGAGCUGGAGCAGUGGAUCGACAAGUACACCAGCCAGCUCCCACCCCUCACGGCCUUUAUUCUGCCUUCGGGAGGCAAGAGCAGCUCCAUGUUGCACCUCUGCCGGGCCGUGUGCCGCCGAGCUGAGAGAUGCGUGGUGCCUCUGGUCCAGGCAGGAGAGACUGAUGCAAACGUGGCCAAAUUCUUAAACAGACUCAGUGACUACCUCUUCACGUUAGCCAGAUACACAGCCAUGAAGGAGGGCAAUCAGGAAAAGAUAUACAAGAAGCCCUGACAGCCGGGACUGAGCCUGAUGCGCUGGAGACGAGGGCAGGGGAGGCAUCUUAGACCCCUCAGUGGUGCUGACGGCCAAGAGGUGAAGAGAAGAGUUUGCCCCUUACUGGCCUGAUCCUUGAAGGUCUCCCCCAGGGGGCUGGAUGCUGACCUUUAUCCAGACAUAGCUCUGGUUCAUAGUCCCUGCCACAUCCCCCAGGGAACUGUUCCAGAAUCCUGUCCCUGCUCCAGGCUCUCCUUGGCCCCGGGGAAGGUGGGAAUGAAUUCAGUAUUGUGGAACAGAAGGGCAGAUGAUGGCUGGAAUGAGAAGGAGCCCUGUGGAAAAAGAAUAAAAGUGGGAAAGGCUUGA
Molecule: messenger RNA, 1361 nt
Organism: Loxodonta africana (African savanna elephant)
Lineage: Eukaryota; Metazoa; Chordata; Mammalia; Proboscidea; Elephantidae
Gene: MMAB
Product: metabolism of cobalamin associated B
Exons: 9
Coding region: 306-1013 (235 amino acids)
Molecular function (GO): corrinoid adenosyltransferase activity
Source: RefSeq, a predicted model, not a curated record